AAAAAAACACCAGAGGGAGAGGAAAGGGACGGCGCGCACAAGUAUCACCGGCAGGAAAAAAAAAAAAAAAAAAAGGAGAAAAAAAGGAGAAAGAAAAAAAAAAAACCAACAAAAAAAGAAAAGGGAAAGGGGGAAUCUUGUUCUCCCUCUUUCUGCCUCCUUUCCGAUGAGUUCUUAUUUUGUCAACUCGACCUUCCCGGUGAGCCUGGCGGCGGGGCAGGAGCCCUUCCUGGGCCAGAUCCCGCUGUACCCCUCGGGCUACGCGGACCCUCUGCGCCACUACCCCGGCACCACCUAUGGACCCGCGCAGGACAAGGGCUACUCCUCCUCCUCCUCCUCCUCCUCUCCCUACUACCAGCAGAGCUCCGCAGCUUUCGGAGCCCGCGGCUCCGCCUGUGAUUUCGGGCCCGGAGGCUUUUUCAGGGACAAGGAGCCCGCCUGCCCCCCGGGCAACCUGGACGAGGUGGCGUUCGCCCCCGAGGCUCGCAAGCCGGACUGCGCGCAGGGCAAGAGCGCGUUCGGAGAGGGCGAGGAGCAGAAAUGUUCCGCUCCCGUUUACCCCUGGAUGCAGCGGAUGAAUUCUUGCAAUAGUUCCUCCUUCGGGCCCAGCGGGCGUCGAGGUCGCCAGACUUACACCAGGUACCAAACCCUGGAGCUGGAGAAGGAAUUCCACUACAACCGCUACCUGACGAGGAGGAGGAGGAUCGAGAUCGCUCACUCGCUGUGCCUCACCGAGCGCCAGAUCAAAAUCUGGUUCCAGAACCGCAGGAUGAAGUGGAAAAAAGAGAACAAACUUCUCAACUCCUCGCAGCUCAGCGCGGAGGAGGAGGAGGAGAAAGCGGCAGAGUGAACGAAAAAAAAAAAAAAAUUAAAAAAAAUUUUAAAAAAAGCGGCAGAGUGAACAAAAAAAAAAAAAUAAAAUUAAAAAAAAGCGGCAGAGUGAACAAAAAAAAAUAUAAAAUUUAAAAAAAGCGGCAGAGUGAACAAAAAAAAAAAUUUAAAAAAAAAGCGGCAGAGUGAACAAAAAAAAAAAAAUUAAAAAAAAGCGGCAGAGUGAACAAAAAAAAAAAUUAAAAAAAAAAAGCGGCAGAGGGAACAAAAAAAAAUUAAAAAAGACGAAAAAAAAGGGGGGGAGAGAGAGGAAAAAUUAAAAAAAAAUAUGUCAUUUAAAAAGCGCAAAAAAAAAAAAAAAAAAGGAUGAAAUUUUAAAUUGAGAGCGAGAGGUGAGGGUGGUUGUGAGGGAAAUCCCGCACGCUGCUGGGACAGAACCACAAAGUUUGAGUCGUCGGUGCCCCGGCCUCCGCUUCUCGAUGAUUUUUAUCCAGAAACAAAAUUAAAAAAAAAAAAAAAAACACAAAA
Messenger RNA from Cinclus cinclus, 1359 nucleotides. It is a transcript of the gene HOXB6, whose product is annotated as homeobox B6. Gene Ontology annotation, molecular function: DNA-binding transcription factor activity, RNA polymerase II-specific; RNA polymerase II cis-regulatory region sequence-specific DNA binding. The record is from RefSeq and is a predicted model, not a curated record. Lineage: Eukaryota; Metazoa; Chordata; Aves; Passeriformes; Cinclidae. Gene Ontology annotation, cellular component: nucleus. The transcript is spliced from 2 exons. Bases 167 to 850 code for a protein of 227 amino acids. Gene Ontology annotation, biological process: regulation of transcription by RNA polymerase II; anterior/posterior pattern specification.